Necator americanus (New World hookworm) is the source of this 426-nucleotide messenger RNA. RefSeq lists its product as uncharacterized. NCBI's taxonomy places the organism in Eukaryota, Metazoa, Nematoda, Chromadorea, Rhabditida, Ancylostomatidae. Bases 1 to 426 code for a protein of 141 amino acids. The transcript has a single exon. The record is from RefSeq and is a predicted model, not a curated record.
AUGCUUAACAAUUUCACGCGCGAGCAAUGGCAGGGUUUCACGGAAAUCCGCGAUAUGACUACAAGAGGGAAUAUGCGCUUUUCAGUAAGCGAUAAAAGUGGGGAAUUCGUAGUCCUGUCAGAGGCUCUUGAUCGGGAAAUAACAAAUCCUCACUUGCAAGAUGAAACGAUCUAUCGCCGCGUAACAGAGACAGAAUUCCUUGUGCAGUGCAAACGCGUGAAUCAUGUAUGGAUGUCUAUAGAUAAUGCUGCUGGUCUUGACGAACAAUUUGUAAGCCACCUCAAGCUUGACAAACCGACCUGUGCUGUGUUCUAUAACCUGCCGAAACCCGAUGAGAUGAACUCGACAGCGGCUACAUUCAAAGUCCGACCAAUAAUAAACUUUGUGGUAGGACCAACGGAUCGAACUUCGUGGUUCCCUAAAUGA